Molecule: messenger RNA, 1461 nt
Organism: Colletes gigas
Lineage: Eukaryota; Metazoa; Arthropoda; Insecta; Hymenoptera; Colletidae
Product: centrosome-associated protein 350-like
Exons: 4
Coding region: 100-1086 (328 amino acids)
Biological process (GO): microtubule anchoring
Cellular component (GO): centrosome
Molecular function (GO): microtubule binding
Source: RefSeq, a predicted model, not a curated record
CUUUCAAGAGUUGAUGAAGACAAAGAAAAGUUGGAGCAAGAGAUAUUGUCUGAGUCGAGCGAAGACAGGGAUACGCCGAAAAGUGUGUCGGAAAUUGAGAUGGAUUCGCCCAGAGAUUCUAAUGAUUCAAAAUUAGACAUUGAUGCGUUAAAUGAUGACAUAUUGAAUAACACUAACGCGGAAAGUCAAAAUAUUGAUUCAAAGAAUACAUAUCAUGCUACGCCUAUUGUUGCUACAUCUGAGAAAGAUAUAGAAGUCAUGAUAGACAAAUUAAAAGCAUCGUUGGAACAACCUGGUUUGGAAGUCGCAGAAUUGGAAGCGAAACUGCUUCGUAUUGAACAACUUCAAAUCGAACUAGAGAUUAAAAAAUUGGAAGCAGAAGAAGUAUCUUAUUAUGUUAGAGAAAUACCUAAUAAACCCCCACCCCCCUACACACCACCCGGCGGUGGUGGACGAAUUUCAGUGUCACUUGGGUCACCAUCACCUCCACCAGCUGUGAUUCCCUCAAACAUAGAAGAAUUAACAGCAUUCACGGAGAAAGCCACGACACUCAUAUUCAGAGCUAGGGAGGCUGGAGAAGAUAUCAUGAAUUUAGAAGCUCCUCCUGAGAUCUGCGAGUUAACCAAAGAGAACGAUGAGAGUGUAAAGAAGGAUAGAAGAAUUUACAAUACAUUCCUCUUCGAUCUGUGUAAAGAAACGAUCGCUGAGGUUUAUCAAGCCGAGUAUGAAAAACCAGGACCAAGUUGGACGAAACCAAAUGUAAAAACAAAACCUACGAUGAAACUCCCGAAAACUGUAGAAGAACUUAACGAAUAUGUUAACAAGGAGGUAGCUACGUUGUUCGGUUUCAAAACGAAACUACAACGGGAAAAUAUGGUAAUGCGUUGGAGUAGAAAACGAAGAGACAGAGUUGACGAAUUACUGGCUAGGGAGGCUCAAGCUGAAGAGGACGAAUGGACCAAAUUUCAUCACGAUGAACUUGCUGUAAAAAAUGGUCUUACUGUAGCUAUAUUGGAUACCCUACUAAUGGAAACUGUGAAUGUAGUUAAAGUGGCAUAUGCGAAGAAAAGAAAAGUAAUGGUUUAGUUUUAUUACAAAGCUAUCGUGAUUGAGUUACCGUUACAUGAAUUUCGUCAAAACACAAUUAUUUGUCAUGAAAAACGAUAGGUAUUAGGACCUUGAUAAUUGUAGAGAAGGGGGUUUAAACAUUCCUAGAAGUAUUGAAAUUCGUACCUAUACUUUUAUUUCUUUUGGAUCUGUUUUUGUCUCAAACGAAAGACAGUACUUGUUGCUAAGUGGUCACACCUUUUGUUUACUAAUACAAUAUAGCAACGAAGUUCGCAUAGAAGUAUCAAGGUUCUACUAUAUAUUAUUUCGAAAUUUUGUAAAUUGGCCUCAAUUGCCAUAUUUUUAAUGAAUUACCAAGUAAUUCAUUUUUAUCUAUUUGUGCCCUGUAUAUGA